UACCUCACUGUUGAAGGGAUUCAUACGUCAAAAUGCAAUUUGUAUUUUCUCUGAUGCAGGGCAUGCGUGCAAGAGCACUUUCCCAGGGGCAGGGUGGUGGUGAACUCGUGUAUCCUAGAUAAGUGUUGGCUCGGGGCAGCAGAAUCACAGAAUCAAUGAAGUUGCAAAAGAUCUCUGAGAUCAUCGCGUCCGACUUAGGGCCGAUCACCACCUUGUGAACCGGACCAUGGCACCGAGUGCCACAUUCAGUCUUUUCUUCAGCAGCUCCAGGGCCGCUGCCUCCACCGCCUCCCUGGGCAGCCCCUGACCAUCUCUAUCCACCCUAAAGGCAGAAUUAGGAGCCGCUGUCCCGGCAGCGUCUCCCGGCUCAAGGGCAGCUGUUGUGUGAGGUCCGUCCCGCUGACUGCGUUCUGUCCGGUGUGGUUCUACAUCCCUGCACAUCGGGAAACCGCGCAUCUCGUCAAGGAACAGAGGAGGCGUUUUGGGGCUGGAUGAAAACAACCCCGGCUCCCUCCACCCCCGUUCCUCGUCUUUGAGCCCCGCACGCUGUGGAGCUGGGACCACCGGGAGCUGCCCCGCUCCUCUCCCCGCGGAGGGUCCGAGGGCGCGGGCUGUGGGGGCUCGGUGGGGCGAGGGAUCCCUGUCCCUGGCCGUGAGGGCAGCACCGACGCCUUCGCCCCUCCAGGGCGCUGGGAGAGGGCGGCGAGGACACCGCCCGCUGUCCCUGGGCUCCGCCGCCCCGCCCCGGGCGCGCAGGUGUCGCUCGGGGUGGGAUGUCCGCGGUGCCAUGGCGGGGGCUGCGAGGGACUCCCCGGCGGGCGAGCAGGAGGGCUACAGGCUCUCCAUGUGCAGCAAGCUCUGCUAUGCCAUAGGAGGAGCCCCAAACCAAGUGGCAGGGAGUGCUGCUUCUUUCUUCCUGCAGAUCUACCUGCUAGACAUAGCCCAUAUUACACCAUUUCAUGCCUCUUUGGUGCUGUUCAUUGGCAAAGCCUCAGGUGCAGUUACUGAUCCUGUUGCUGGCUUUUUUAUUAGCAAAAGUAGAUGGACAAAAAUUGGUCGGCUCAUGCCCUGGGUGCUGGCAUGUACACCCUUCACAAUAAUCUCCUAUUUUUUAAUGUGGUACCUGCCUCCGUUUGUCUCAGGAAGAGUUGCUUGGUAUCUGACUUUCCAUUGCCUUUUCCAAGCACUGACCACAUUAUUCCAAGUACCAUACUCUGCCCUCACCAUGUUUCUCAGCACAGACCAGAAGGACAGAGAUUCUGCAACAGCAUAUAGAAUGACCAUGGAAGUGCUUGGGACCUUGAUUGGAGCUGCACUUCAGGGGCAGAUUGUGGCCAGUGCUCAUGUCUCUCCCCACUGCACUGUGACUCCCUCAGUAAACACCACUGACUCCUGGCAUGACGUUCCCAGCAUUCCAGACCCCUCAGAUCCCCUGUCUCAUCAAGCAAAAGUUUACAUGAUUGCAGCAGGGGUCAUAGCAGGUGUGUACCUCCUUGGAAUUGUCGUUCUUUUUCUUGGAGUAAAGGAAAGGGAUGAUCCUUAUGCCUUAAAUUCAGACAGAGCAAUUCCUUUUUGUAAGGGGCUUGCACUCACCAUGAAGCAUGGUCCAUAUGUGAAGCUUACAGCUUCAUUCCUUCUCAUCUCGACAGCAGUUCAGCUGGAGCAGGGGAACUUUGUCCUGUUCUGCACUCACGCUGCCGGCCUCCGCAAUCACUUCCAGUAUUUGGUGGUGACCAUCUUGGUAUCAGCAGUCGUGAGUGUUCCCUUCUGGCAGAAGUUUCUGCAGAGAUUUGGCAAGAAGUGUGCAGCAUGUGGGAUUUCGUGGAUGAUUCCUUUUGCAGUCAUGCUAGUGACCAUUCCAAACCUGAUCCUGGCUUACUUCGUGGCCUUCGUCUCUGGUCUGAGCAUUGCAGCAUCUCUUCUAUUGCCAUGGUCAAUGCUGCCUGAUGUUGUUGAUAACUUCCGCCUGCAGAAUCCCCAUGGGAAAGGACAUGAAACCAUUUUCUAUUCUUCUUAUGUUUUUUUCACCAAGAUGUCAGCAGGAAUUGGCUUAGGAAUUUCUGCAGCAGGACUGGAGUUUACUGGGUACAAGCCAGGGAUAUGCAGACAGUCAGAUGAUGUGAUCCUCACACUGAAACUCCUCAUUGGAGCAGUCCCUGCCAUCCUCAUCCUUUUGGGUUUGUUUAUACUCCUUUUCUACCCCAUCACUGAAGAAAGUCGGAAAGAAACAAAGCUUGCCCUUGAAGAGUUAAGGAGGAGCCACCAAAGCACCGAGAACUUGGACAGCCAUGAAAAGGACACCUCUGUCUGAAAGCUCUGAAUGCAGCGGCUUCCCAAAUACAGACUCACAUCCCACCAACACUUCUAUGAGAGUUUUCUAGGUCAUUUCUCUGCUCACAUUUUAUCAAAAAGGACAAAGAUGAUUCUGACAUAGCCAGUAAUGAAAUCAAGAGAGGACACCAUAGUGCAAAUAUACACCUAACCCCAUGCACUGUGCUAGGAAAUGACAUUACACAUGUUCAGAAAUGCAAGCUAUUGAAGGCUGGGGGAUUUUGUUUGGUUUUUUUCCAAUGAUUAAUGGGAAGCUGGGAUCUUGUUCAUGGGAGAAUUUAUGCAUUUGUAACUUAAGAGGAAGAAAAAAGAGUAAAUGUGACCAGAGAAUCUUUCAGAAGGUUCAGAACUGGAAAAUAUUCCCAAGGAUCAUUGAGUCCAAUUCAUAAUGAACCAUCCAAAUAUUAACUCACAAUAUACUUCACCCUUGGGGGCUGGGGUGGAUUUUGAGCACAAUCUCCACCUAUAACUUGCACACUAUUGUGUUUGGAAAGCACUUGGGAACCUGAAGUAUACUAUAUAUAUAGUAUAUAUAGAAGUAUAUGUAUACUAUAUAUAUAGAUUCAUAUAUAUAUAUAUAUAUAUGAAGUUAGGAUUAAUUUUGUUUUUAAAUUAAGCCAAUCACUCAUGCAGACAUAUUUUGAGGAUUUUAAAAAAUUUUCUUGAAAGAGAUUUUGAGGUAAUCUAAGUUUAUAGAUUCUAUAAGAAAUAGAACCCUGCAUUUCCUGUUACUGAUGUUUCUUGCUUCUGAAACCUGUAAACUGAUCUCUGUCAGAGAAUGAGAACUUGUUUUCAAAAUCCACAUCUCCCCUGAGGAUAUGAAAAAUCAGUAGUCCCUUCCAAAAAUUAUGCAAUUCAAUUUUCUUUACAUUUUGGCCUUUAACUAACAGCCAUACCCAUUUCUCACAUGGUGUAGGCUCUCUGCCUCACAAAAAACCAUGGCAUGGGUAUUAAUCUCAGCUUGCACCUAUUUUGUAAUAAUGAGGCUACAGCAGUCUUUUAAAUGGUGAUUUUUUUUCAAUCAGGGAUGCUAUCAUGCUUUAGAUACAUCAACUCAUUUCUACUAUAGAUUUAUACUGUUGAGCACACUUUUUAAAUGAAAGACACACCUAAUCUCAGGCACCUUCUGCAGCACUGAAGUUCCAACCUGUUCAUUCUUGGCUUCUGUGGUGGUUCCAGAGACUGGCUCCAAGCCUAAGCUAAAAUGAUGGGACUCUGAAGACAUAUCUAAAUCUGGAAGGGAGAGUGAGGAAUUCAAGAGGUUUGAUCACCUUGAAGAAUUUAGCAAUGCAAGACAAGACAUGAAUUUCAUCCCACUGCCUUCCCUGUGUGACUCUGUGAGUGCCUUUUUGCUGCACCAGAAGUGCCUUUGGAGGACAGGCUUGCUGCUGUUUGGGAGCACCUGGAGGAAGGGGCCACCUGAUAUUUGCUCAGGGUCGUCUGGGAAGUGGCUCACAGUGCUGGGCUGGAAAAUUGGGAAAGAUUUUGCUGAAGGACACUGGGAUGUAAAAUCAGUGCAACCACAGAAAGUCUCAUUAAGUUUGAUACUGAAACCUUGUCAGGCAAGUUUGGAGUCAAAGACCUUAUGAACUGUCCUCAAAAUGCUUAAUUAUGAGGGAGAUUCUAAGGGUAUAUUUUGAGUGUGUGUGGGUAAGAGCUAACUUUGUUUAAGAUUUCUGUUGACUUGCCAUCUAAGGCUGGGGUUUUUUGUUUUCUUCCUUGUUUCAGUUUUUGGACAAACCAAGAUAUGUAUGCCUGGGGCAUAUGUGUUUACAACAAUAAAAACCAUAAGCCUGUUUACAA
This is a messenger RNA of Serinus canaria (Common canary), 4134 nucleotides long. It is a transcript of the gene MFSD2B, whose product is annotated as MFSD2 lysolipid transporter B, sphingolipid. Gene Ontology annotation, biological process: carbohydrate transport. The transcript has 14 exons. Lineage: Eukaryota; Metazoa; Chordata; Aves; Passeriformes; Fringillidae. The record is from RefSeq and is a predicted model, not a curated record. Gene Ontology annotation, cellular component: membrane. Bases 788 to 2311 code for a protein of 507 amino acids. Gene Ontology annotation, molecular function: sphingolipid intramembrane carrier activity; symporter activity.